Molecule: messenger RNA, 627 nt
Organism: Eupeodes corollae
Lineage: Eukaryota; Metazoa; Arthropoda; Insecta; Diptera; Syrphidae
Exons: 1
Coding region: 1-627 (208 amino acids)
Source: RefSeq, a predicted model, not a curated record
AUGAAGUUUUUGGGAACCGCGAAGAAUUGUUUAGGAAUUCAGAUUUCACGUGACAAAGAUGGAAUUUAUCUAGAUCAAGAAAAAUAUAUAUCUGAGAUGCUGAUGAAAUUUAACAUGGAUGAGUCAAAUCCUGUAGCAACUCCUAUGGAUAUAAACAUAAAACUGUCAAAAGAGAUGUCACCUAAAUCUUCAGAAGAAGAAAAAGAAAUGGCUAAGAUUCCUUAUCAGCAAGCAAUUGGAAGCUUAUUAUUCGCAGCACAGUGCACUGGACCGGAUAUUUGCUUUACAGUCAACAAAUUAAGCAAAUUCAACAACUGUCCUGGCAAAGAACAUUGGACUGCUGUCAAGAGACUCUUUAGAUAUCUGAAAGGGACAAAAUCGGCCAAACUGAAAUUUUCAAGAAAUGGAAAUCCUGAAUUUCAAAUAUAUUCUGAUUCAGAUUGGGCAAGCGAUUGUGACGAUAGAAGAUCUGUCAUAGGAUACGUAUGUAUCUUACAGGGAGGUGCCGUGUCUUGGGCGACAAAACAUCAGCCAACUGUUGCAUUAUCCACAACAGAAGACGAAUAUAUGGCACUUUCGGCCUCAACUCAAGAAGCAAUGUGGAUUCGCGGCCUCGAGUUGAACUGA